AAAUUUCAGUUACGCCCCCUUUUGUGUUUACAUUGUUUAUUACAAUCGGUUGCCCCGGGUUUCGGCGUUGUUUUGAAAGAUACUUGGGCCGAAUUUGUGGCCGAUGGUGUAGAAAGAGUUGCGAUAUGUUCAAGAACACGUUCCAGAGCGGCUUCCUCUCCAUCCUCUACAGCAUCGGCAGCAAACCGCUGCAGAUUUGGGACAAAAAAGUGCGCAAUGGCCACAUCAAGCGCAUCACGGACAACGACAUCCAGUCGUUGGUGCUGGAAAUCGUCGGCACCAACGUCAGCACGUGCUACAUCACCUGCCCCGCCGACCCCAGACAGACUCUGGGUAUCAAACUGCCCUUCCUGGUCAUGAUCAUCAAGAACAUGAAGAAAUAUUUCACCUUUGAAGUUCAGGUGCUGGACGACAAGAACGUGCGUCGGCGUUUCCGGGCGAGCAACUACCAGUCGACGACGCGCGUCAAGCCGUUCAUCUGCACGAUGCCGAUGCGGCUGGACGACGGCUGGAACCAGAUCCAGUUCAACCUGGCCGACUUCACGCGCCGCGCCUACGGCACCAACUACGUGGAGACGCUGCGCGUGCAGAUCCACGCCAACUGCCGCAUCCGCAGGGUCUACUUCUCCGACAGGCUCUACUCCGAGGACGAGUUGCCCGCAGAGUUCAAACUCUUUCUGCCCAUCCAGAACAAGGCCAAGCAGUGAGACGCACGCCAAGACUGAACCAAUUAAGUGCGAAACGUUUUUUUUAAUUUGUGAUUCAUAGAAAAAAUAAAUCCAAUCGGUAUCAAA
Neocloeon triangulifer is the source of this 794-nucleotide messenger RNA. Its product is annotated as cilia- and flagella-associated protein 20. Bases 126 to 707 code for a protein of 193 amino acids. Gene Ontology annotation, cellular component: motile cilium; ciliary basal body. Gene Ontology annotation, biological process: positive regulation of cell motility; regulation of cilium beat frequency involved in ciliary motility; cilium assembly. NCBI's taxonomy places the organism in Eukaryota, Metazoa, Arthropoda, Insecta, Ephemeroptera, Baetidae. The transcript has 2 exons. The record is from RefSeq and is a predicted model, not a curated record.